AUGGCUAUUUGGACAGUAGAUCAAGUUGGAGACUGGUUAAAAGCUAAUAGUUUCGAGAAAUAUGUAGAAAUAUUCAAAAAUGAAGAUAUUGAUGGAAUAGCUUUGUUCGGUUUACAAGAUGAUGACAUUUUAAAAGUAUUAUCUUCAAGAGAUGAAGAUGGAACAAUAAGAAAUCCUACAAUGAGAACACAACGUAAAUUUAGGACAAUAUUAGAAGAAUAUAGAAAAUUAGUAAGACAAGAGAGAAAACAACGUAGACGAAGCAGUUCAUCAGUAAAUAAAGAACUUGAUAUAAAUAUAAAUAAUCAUGUAAAGAAUAUAUCAAUUACAACUUCAAAAAUUAAAUCUCAUACAAUCAAUGAUAUAGGAACAUAUUCAAAAACCUAUACUAUUGAACCAAAGAGUAUUGGUAUGAAAUUUUUCACAAAUGAAUUCAUUUGUUCAAAUUUAACAAAAUAUUUUCUUAAAAAAUAUAAUGUUACAUGUCAUAUACCAAUACAAAAUCAAUAUGAUACAAAAGAUGCAUUACAUAUAAAAUUAUCGGGUGUUAAAGAAAAUGUUAAAAAUGUUCGUAAUGAUAUUCAUUCAUUACUUACAACAAUUAAAAUGAAAAUUUUCAAUGAUGAAAAUACAGAUAAAAAGAUUAUUCGUUGGUCAAAAUAUAUCUAUUCCGAUUCUAUUCUCAAUAUUUUACAAAAAAUCUUUUUCGAUAAGAACAAAUUAAUACUUUGGGAAAAAACGAAUAUAUUAUCAGGUUAUUAUAUAGUUUAUUAUAUUAGUGGACAACAUACAUUUAGUGUUUCAGAAGAAUUUAUUAAUCAUACACUCAAUAAUGAGAUAUCUUAUGUUAAAGAUAUUAUUAUAGAGAAUGUCGAAAAUAUUCAAUUGAAAUUUCGAAAAGAAUUAGAUGAAUUUAUUAAUAAUAAAAAAGAACAACAAUUACAAUAUCAAACAAUGGCGAUUAUUUAUUGUCAAUAUUCUUUUCAAACAGAAAUGAAAAUUAGUUUUUUUGGAUUAAGAAAUCAAGUUGAUAUUGCUAAAAAACAAAUCAAACUAUUGAUUAACAAGCAUCGAAUGAGAAAAAUAUCAAUCGGACUUGAUUUGACACAACGUGAAUUUCUAUUAGAUAAUUAUGUUCAUGAAAUAAAAAAUUUAGAAAUCGAUUAUAAUGAUGAUAAUGUUAAAAUUCAAAUUCAUGAAAAUAUAAUUAUUGCACCACAAUAUUUAAUUAAAAAAAUAAAACAAUUAAUUCAAUCAAUGAUUUUUCAAACAAGUAUACUUAUCUUUCAAUAUAUUAAAAAUGCAUUUAUAUUAACAGAAAAAGAUCAUUUAAAAUUAAAAACUCUUGCUCAAAAUUAUCAUUGUGAAAUUAAUAAAAUUGAUAUAGAAACAAAAAAAGAUCUUAUCAUCUUACCUAAAGGUAAAAAUGUAUCAACAUCAAAAUAUAUUACUAAUCAAUCAAAUCAAUUUUAUUCGACAUUAUCAAUGUGGAGAAAACUUUCUAUAUCAAAUAAUACAAUAGAAAUACAUAAAUCAUAUGAUUUACAAGUUGAUAUUACUAUUAUAUCAACAAUAGUAGAUGCUAUUAAAGAAAAUAUUGAUCCAAAAUAUGGAAAUGGUUAUUUUGAAUCUGAUUAUGGUAAAAGAGUUUUAUUUAUUGAAUGGUCACCAUAUCUUUCACAAGAAAAUAACAAUCAAAUAAAUGAAUCAAUAAAAAAAUUUAUUUCUACAUCAAUUAAACAAAUAGAUAUACUUUGUACAAAUGUUGUUAAAACUAUUGCAUUUGCAACAACAGAUUGGGAAAAUUAUUAUAAUAGAAAACAAUUAGCAGAAGAUAUUCUUAAUGAAAUGAUAAAUCAACUCGGAUCUAAAUAUUAUUCUGAUCGCUCAUGGAAUAUUGUAUUUCUUUUUAAUGAUGAACAAAAUGAUUUUUUUAAUGAAUUUUCACAAAUUAUUUCAACAUUACAAACAGAUAGAGAUGGUUAUGAACAAUUCUUUUAUCCAAUAUCAACGAUUUCAAUAACAUUAAAAGCAUCAGGAAAUAUAAAUAUUUCUAAAUGUGAAAAUUUCAUCAAUGAUUAUAUGAAAAAAUAUGUUCUGACAACAAUUGAAUUAAAUAAUCAUCCAUUCGAUUCUAAGAUAUGGAAUCAACAUAUGAUUAAUGUAUAUUAUAAAUAUUGUCUUGAAAAUAAUGUUUUACCAAGAAUUUAUCAAAUUGAUAAACAAACUACUCAAAAACAAUGUUUAAAUUUAAUUGGUUCAAUUUCAUGUGUUAAUCAAGCAAAACAAAAAUAUGAAUUAAUGUCAGAAAUUGAACAACAAAGAAUAUUACCUUAUACUAAUAUAUCAAAAUCUGAUGAACAAUUGUCAAUAUCUUCAACUCAAAUAUUAAACAAUACUUCUGAAUCUUUCAAUAUUAUAUUAAAUUGUUGUUCGGAUGAUAAAAUUUUGUCACGUCAUCUUGCUAAUCGAUUGAUUGAAGAAGGUUAUCUCCUAUCAAUUGAUUACUCUGAUAAGAUAUCUUCAAAUAUUGAAUCAAAAUUUGACAAAACAGAUUUAAUUAUUAUCUGUUUUAGUUUUAAUUAUUCUCAAAAUGUUAAUUGCUUGACAUCAUUAAAUAGUAUAAUAUCGUCUAGAAAGAAAUAUAUACCAAUUAUGUUAACAAGAAGUUCAUUAAAUUACGAUGAUGAUUGGCUUCAAAUAAUAAAUACAGAAGAAUUAUAUUAUGAUUCAUUUAGAGAAGAAAUCAAAUUCAAGUUAAAUGAAGAUUUAAAUUUAAAUUAUGAUAAAUUAUUAAUAGAAUUACUACAUUAUACGAAACCUGGUGCAGUUGGUCGAACUUAUUUAAGGUCUAAUACUAUUCUAAAUAAAGAAGAACAAAAAGAAGAAACUUUUGAUCGACCAAAUAUGUUCUCACGAUUUACAUCAGAACAAAUUCGAGAAAAAGAACAAAUUUAUGAGGAACAAAUUGAACAAAUUUUAGAAAAAAAUAAAAUUCCAGAAGAUGAAUUAACUGAGUUAGUUAAUUCUUUAAAAAAAGUUCUUGAAGAUUAUGAAAACGAACAAUGUUCGACAUCAAUAGAAGAACAAGAAUCAGAAGAAUCUAUUCAAGAUAAAAGUCAAGUCGAAGAAGAAGAAGAAGAAGGAGAGCAAGCUCAUAAAAACAACGACGAGGAGGAACAAGAAGCUCAACUUUCUGAAAAUGAAGAAAUUUAUCAGAACAAACAUGAUGAAGGUCAGUACUAUUAA
Molecule: messenger RNA, 3249 nt
Organism: Rotaria sp. Silwood1
Lineage: Eukaryota; Metazoa; Rotifera; Eurotatoria; Philodinida; Philodinidae
Source: the annotation of a GenBank genome assembly